UUUCUGCUGGGACUUUAUCAACAAGUUACUGCGCCUUCAUUGCAUGUUGCCUGAGUGAAGGACUAUGGCAGCUCGCCUGGCUUUAAACUUUAAAUUUAGGCUGGAGAUGGAGGUGGAAAUAUAUGCCUACUAGCUGGAACUGCCUGGGGAACUAUUACAUCAGACGAAAUGACAAUGAUUAAAAUCUGCUUUUCGCUGCUCUAAAUCUAUUGAGCGACUAACAGUUGCCUGUUAGGUUUCCUACCCCAUCUAAAUCACAACUUCACACCGUUAAGGGGAGCGAUCUACUUUUUGCCGGAAAAAAAUAAGAUAAGUUAUUAUAUCUGUGCAGUCAUAAUUUUCGGGAAUAGGGGGGUAUCACGUUUUCUUUCUUGAGAAAAUUGCCUGGGCGAGAGAGUGGAGUUGAGCUAAUUGUAGCCUAAUCCCUGGCCCAGAGGCGCUUGGGCAGCCCGGAGCAAGAAUUUUCUUUUUUAGCUCUGCUCUGUUAUUUAGAGACGGAUUAUUGGCUUUCUUCUUCUCAUAACAAACCACAGGGGCAGUUUCAUUUAGGCAAAAAAGCAGACAAGAAGCUGAAAGACGAAGCAGGAUUCCAACAAGAGCGCACAUCUUUACGCGUAUCCAAAUAAGAGCAGAGAAGGGGAAGGAGAUCAUCUCAUCUAUGUACAAGGAGGGAAGAAGCAUGUCACGGCUGUCUCUGACCCGGUCCCCGGUCUCUCCACUGGCCGCUCAGGGGAUCCCUCUGCCGGCUCAGCUGACCAAGGCGAACGCCCCGGUGCACAUCGACGUCGGGGGACACAUGUACACCAGCAGCCUGGCGACCCUCACCAAGUACCCAGACUCAAGAAUCAGUCGUCUGUUCAAUGGCACCGAGCCCAUCGUGUUGGACAGCUUGAAGCAGCACUACUUCAUAGAUCGGGACGGCGAGAUAUUCCGCUACAUUCUCAGUUUCCUCAGGACCAGCAAAUUGCUCCUUCCAGAUGACUUCAAGGACUUCCACCUGCUGUACGAGGAGGCGCGCUAUUACCAGCUGACACCCAUGAUCAAGGAGCUGGAGCGCUGGAAGCAAGAGCGCGAGCAACGACGGAUGGCGCAGCCCUGUGACUGCCUGGUGGUCCGUGUCACACCUGACCUGGGUGAGAGGAUCGCUUUGAGUGGGGAGAAGGUCCUCAUCGAGGAGAUCUUCCCUGAGACUGGAGACGUUAUGUGUAACUCAGUCAAUGCCGGCUGGAACCAGGACCCAACACACGUCAUCCGCUUUCCCCUCAAUGGCUACUGCAGGCUUAACUCCGUCCAGGUCCUGGAGCGCCUUUUCCAGAAAGGUUUCAGCGUGGCGGCGUCUUGUGGAGGCGGUGUGGACUCAUCCCAGUUCAGCGAGUAUGUGUUGUGUCGUGAGGACCGGCGAAGUCUGUCCAUCAACACUCCCAUCAGGAUAAAACAGGAACCCCUGGACUAGAGCAUUCUGGGAGAGGGACUGCCAACCACCCGUCACCCCUGAUACUCCUUCCAUCUUCUCACACCACCCCACCCUGCCUUCCCCUGCCCCCUCCCUGUCCUAACAGAACCACAACCACCCCCAACAUACCGAAGUAUUAGCAGAGGCUUGUUAACCUCACCAGCUCUGCAGAACUCUAAGGGGAAUGUAGUACCAAACAAAGGAAAAAAAGCAUCAGCAACAAAAGUUUUUCAUUAUGUUAAAUAACGCCCAAAGAAUCUGGGAUUGUGAUGAAAACAACAACGACAAAUGGACUCAACAGCAGCUCAUUUAAACCAUUUUAGCACCGUGACUGGUUGAUCUUCUUAUGAUCCUUCUGGAGUGACACAACCGCCCACUCCCUGAUUCCCAAUGCACUCCACUCCCCAACACACACACACCACCCUUCCUCUCCUAUUUCAGCACAUCAGUAUCAUCCAGUUCUGUGUCUGUAUGAGGUCCAUUUCUUGUCUGAGUGAUGACAAGUCUGGCCUGCUGUGGGACAAGGAAGCGGUGGCAAACAGGGCGCUGUUAAGGAUGACAGGAAGAGGACAUAAUCCCAUCUUGCAAGUCCCCCAAAAGGCCCUAAUCCCCUAGACCCCGCGACCCUCCUGCCCCAUCCCACCUCACUCCACAGGCCUCGCUACAGAUGGCGGAGCUUCGCCGAAAACAGCAUCGUUUGCCAAACUGAUUGUUUAUUACAAUUUUCAUUGUUGUUUCUAAAGUAUGUUCUUCUUGCUCCUUUUGCUGUUCUUAUCAUGACAUGGUGUAAACAAUUAUUAUUAAUAGGAUUAUUUUUAAUGUCUCUUUUUUCCUUUCUCCAAUAUGAAGGAUGUAUGAACGUUGUAUUCAUUAGGCUUUGAGAGCUUGUGGGGGAGCGUUUCUUGGCAGUAGCUGCAGAAACUCAGAUGUCUGCAGGCUAUGUGGCUAAAGCGAUCUGGCUGGCAAUGCAUUCAGAGCCGGAAAAAGUCCCAUUGUUCAAACAGGGAUGGAAGAGAACCUGGAUGUUUCGUCAUUGUUUAUAGUCAAAUGUGUAGCACACAUAAAAAAGUGCUCUGGAGUUUCUGCUUAUUAGCUCUAAAACAUAUCUCGGGUCUCUGAUCGGAUUCUCUCUCACAAGCACAAACCUUUGUUUGUAUUUAGCAGAAGUUAAAGAAAGUUCGUGAAUUUGAAAUUCAGGUUAAAGUUGCACAAGCUCUAAGUGUAUUGCAGUUUUGUUGAGUUAGAAUGUUAAAGACCUGAGGACCAACGUGGAGAGCUGAUGUUUACCAGUAUGUCUCGUACUCUAAAUGCUUGAUUUUUCUUUGCACUUAAACAUUUCCUACGGAGCUGUCCUGCCCUGUUCCCACCAAACACUUGUUUGAACCCAGUGACCAGUGCCAAGUCAAGCUGGUUGUCUUCUCAUGUUUUAGGAGACAAGAGCAUUAAAACAUUUAAAACAGGCAGAACUUACAACAGAACAAAUACUGUAGGUACCAAAGGAGACAAGGUGCCUAUUUUGUUGAUUGUACAAACAUAAAGACAUCAUCUCUUUUUACAGUUUAUACUGUAGUGAAAGAAAACACUAUUACAUUAUUCAGAACUGUAUGAAGGGCACUAACAUUUGUUCGCCCGGGCCUCCAGUCCUGACAGUUUUGUUGAGAAUAGCUCACAGUACCUUCAGACAAAGUUUGAGAGACAAUGUCUUUGUUUGUUUCAAUAUUGUCACUUCUAAGCCAAGAUUAUUUCAAUGGUUCUUCACAUGUAUGUAUGGCAGAACCCAAAGUGAACUGUACUCCCAGCAUCAGCGUGUUAUUCACAAAGAGGCGAGUGGGCGGCAUUUACUCUGUCCUGCUCUCAUUCUUUUGGUCUUAUUCUCAACAUUUCUGGAUCAAAGACAGAAACAAGAAAGGCCAAGUUUUCAUGCUUUAUAUUUGUGUGUAACUUACAGAUGCUGUUUCUUCCAUUCCAAAAGACUGACAAAAAAAAGAAGAAGCCCAUUCUGAUCUUUGCGGGCUCUGGCAGUUGUUUGAGUUUAACUGGAGUUGUUUUUUAUAAACUAGUUAUUCAUUAAAAAUGGGUGGUAGUUCUUUUGACCAUGUUGUCCUAAUAUCUGCUCACUCCGGAUGGCCACUGAUUAAACAAGGCCAAUGAGUGGAUAAAGAUGAGCUCGGUAUAAGUGUAGCUCCCAGUCCAGCGCACUCCUGCCUGGGGCUCUCUCUCACAAUCAAGCCCAUCUUUGUUCUGACCUGCCAGUGGCCUGCGCCUUUGCAUCCAGUCGCCUCAAAGGGAAUGGUCAACCAGGCCUUUCAUGUGCCACGGCAUGUUGGGCUCUCCACAGCACUGCUCACCCCCCUCCGCCUCCCCGAAGGCUCUUAGCUCAGUGGUGCCAGUAGAAACUCGGGUUGCACCCCCUGCUGCUGUGUCAUCCCCAUGCCAUGGUUUUCAAAACGCCCUCCUAUGCUGUGGCUCACUGGACCACACCGCAACAAACCAAACAAACUGAUGAGUCAAAUGUGAGCAUACUCAGAACAUACUGUACAGCCAGGCGACUCCACUCUGCUGCUGAUCCAGUUGAUGUGAGGUGUGUGGAAACUCAUCUGGGUUAGUUGUUGAGGAAACGGGGGUAAAAAAAGAAAAAAACACACAUCUGCAAGAUAUACUUUUUUCAGGGAGAAAGGAGAGAAGGCAGAUUCUCUCACUGGCAUUUGGAAAUCACAGAGGGGGCUUUUAACAAAGAGCUAAGGGGUCAUGCACAUACAGUAUGAAUAAAAACAUAAACAUCAUUCUACACAUUAAGUGAGAAAAAGGAACACAAAUUGCAGUUUUGGGUUUCUCUGUCUGCAAUAACCAAACCUGGGGUGCCCCUUUCAACUGCAUUUAAGGGGUUAACUACAGAGCUAGACAAACUCGACAGGACUGGAAACUUCACAGACAUGUUCACACAGGCCACCCUUUCAGAUGAAGUACUGGUCAGUGUUUCAGCCACUUCACAUGGCAUUCACUCCACCUCUGAGGUGGGUCAGUUGUACAGUUAUUGUAUAUUGAAUUAUCAGGACUCUGGGUUUUACAGGACCCUCGUGUUUUUAAGAGACCUCUUAGUCCUCUUCACAAAAAGAAUGAAAAGAAUUCAAAGCAUUACAUUGUGUACAUAUGGAUUAAGACAUUUCAAAGGGUAUCAUAAGGUGCAAAUGUAUAUUAUUUAAAGUGUUUAAAACAAUUAGACUGUGGUAUUAAAGGGCAUGUGUUCAUUUACAAUGUCUCCAUUUGACUUUUCUUGCAUA
Messenger RNA from Morone saxatilis (striped sea-bass), 4734 nucleotides. RefSeq names its product BTB/POZ domain-containing protein kctd15. The transcript is spliced from 5 exons. Bases 659 to 1453 code for a protein of 264 amino acids. Gene Ontology annotation, biological process: protein homooligomerization. Gene Ontology annotation, molecular function: protein binding. Lineage: Eukaryota; Metazoa; Chordata; Actinopteri; Moronidae. The record is from RefSeq and is a predicted model, not a curated record.